This is a messenger RNA of Orbicella faveolata, 764 nucleotides long. RefSeq lists its product as uncharacterized. The record is from RefSeq and is a predicted model, not a curated record. NCBI's taxonomy places the organism in Eukaryota, Metazoa, Cnidaria, Anthozoa, Scleractinia, Merulinidae.
GGUCUGAGACUUCAAAUGCUUGGUGUCACCAAAGCCAAACUGUUUCCUCUCGUAAAAGCUCACUUACUGAAUUUGAAACCUUGCAUUGUACCCUUGCUUCUCUCGUCUAUUGAAUCUGUGGAAUUGUUGAAUGCAGACCACCUCAGGGAACAAAUCGUGGAUUUGAUUUUAACAAGGACACAUGAACUGUCUGCUCAAGAAGUCAAGCUCCUUGUCAAGGACGUGAUCUACCUUCAUCUCAGCUGGAUAAUUUUCUGGGGGAGUGUGUUGGGAGCAAUUGUCGGCUGUGCUGCCGAGCUCGCGUCUUUUUACAUCAAAGGCCCGUGACUGUACGAGGAAGGCAUGUGACCUCUAAUCGGAUUGGAUGCGUAAGGCCUGGAUCCGAAGCAUCGUGAUGUCCAGUACUGUAUAACAGUAAUUGAUAAAUGAGGAACUAACUUCGAGAUUUGUUGUGAGCCACAACGGAACGUUGCUAGUGAUCGUGUUACUGGCGGAUCUGAUAAGCCUCGUUAAUUUUUGCGAGUAUAUAUGCGGACGCUUGAGGAUUUCAACGGCACAAUUCCCUGGUAUAGCGGUAUUUUAACGACGCCAGGUGCUUGGGCUGUCAUUGCUUAAGACAUACAUGUACAACUCAACCACUUGAUGACAAAAUACAACAUGAAGGAUUCCAAUAUAAUGGAACAACAGAACUUUAUACCAAAUUCAAAUUAUACGUAAUAAUAUAAAUAUAGGCAUUAAAAGUUUACACACUUCUUUUAAUCAUG